UUUCUAACUGUGACUGAUUGUUGUUCCACAGCACCCAGACUCCAGACACAGAACAGGAGGAUCAAGAGGUCAUCAGUGAGGUCAUCAUAGAGGAGCCAGAGGCUGCGGCGGCGGAGACUUCCAAAGAACCCACAAAUGACAUAGAGAUGGAGGUGUUGGAGCGGGUCCAGCUGGAGCAGGUGGUGGAGCUGAGUAUCCUGCUGAAGGGAGAGAGGUACAGCGAUGCUCUCAGAGACCCUGCCAGCCUCCAGUACCAGACACUCAACCAGCAGUUCACUGACAAGAUAAAGGAUGCUGUGGGGGGACUGCCAGGCUUUAAGAGUGUGGCUGUGCUGCAGUUCAGGCUUCAGAAGGAUGCCCAAGGGUUGGAUGGUGUGGUGGUGGUCUAUGCAGUGACAGUGGAGGUGGAAGGCGAGGGGGUGAGCAGUGACCAGCUGGACUACCUGACCCUGCAGUCCAAUCUGGUGGAGAACUCCUACAGAGAGGUGAAGGAGAGGAACUACAUCACCGAGGCCCAGCACAAGGACAACAUCAUCAGUGAUACAACUCUGGUCCUGGACCCUGACUCACUGCAACUAUAUACUGUGUCCAGUGUUAAUGAGUCCUUUGAGCCCACUGCUGGAAUACCCGAGGAUUACACCAACGGCAGUGUGGAGGACAUUUUGGCUGUUGAGAUGACCCCAGACGCCCCCGAGGUUGAAGCUGAGGAUGUAGCGACAGGGGAGAAUGAUGUCAUUGUUGUAAAGGAGAGCAUGACCCUCCCCGCUGAGCUUGAGGUGACCAUCGAUGACACAAGCAUUGAGGAGGAGGUUCUGCUGUUGGGGAACACUGUGUCUACAGAGAGCCCUCUGUUGGAGGACCUCCCUACAGACCCUACCUCCCCUGAGCAGCCAGAGGGUGCUACGCUCCCCGAGCCUCCUGUGGAGAUAGAGGCCUCUGGUUCAGGUGUUAAAGUACUGAAGGACUUGCACUUCCAGCCUGAGGAAGAAGAAGCCAUAGAAGAAGAGCCAGCUCCAGAAGAGGAACUGACCAUAGAAGAAAAGGUAGUUCCGGAAGAGGUAAUCAUAGAGGAAGAUAUCCAAACAGAGGAAGCAGAAGUGGUGGUCUCUGAGGAAGAUAUGGUAGAGGAGGAAACAGUGGAGGUCCCUGACAGUGGAGGUCCCAAUCCCCCUGCCAUUGCGACUCUGCCCCCAGAUGAACCUGAAGAGGAGACUAACGUGGUGCUGGCUUAUCCAGAAAUACCUGAAUAUGGAGUGGAAAUUGAGAGCUUAGAGGGACCAAUCACCGAGAAGCCAGUAACUAAAGAGGAUGCUCUGGAAGUGGAGGAAGAGGUGGCAGAAGAAGUGGUCGUUGAAGUUCCGGACAUUUCUGAGGAGGACUUGGUAGAAGACGAGAUCUUAUUGGUCGAUGAGGCUGCUCCGGAGGCCACCCACACCACCCCUCUCUCUGCGGAGAAAGAGUCACCCUUCACUCGAGUCUCUGAUGUCAUAGUAGAUGAGGAGGUUACAGAGGCCACGGCCCUGGACACAGCCGCAGAACCAGAGGCAGAACAGGAGGACCAAGGGGUCACCCCAGCUCUCAUACCCGCCGAGUACCACCCUGGUCCAGACAUUUCUAUCACUCUGGAGCUGCAGACGAUAGACCCUGUGACAGACUAUGACCUGGUCCACUUUGGCGGGACAAACCAAACAGAGGAAGGGAGCAGUGGGUACCCUUCUGGAGUGGUAAAUAGUACGGACCACAGCAUUGCCAUGCCAAUCAACCCUGGGCGGGCUCUGAUGGUGUUCUUCAGUCUGAGGGUCACCAACAUGAUGUUCUCAGAUGACCUCUUCAAUAAGAGCUCCGCAGAAUACAAGGCCCUAGAACAAAGGUUCCUCGAGCUGCUGGUCCCCUACCUCCAGUCCAACCUUACUAACUUCCAGAAUCUGGAGAUCCUGAACUUCCGGAAUGGGAGUAUCGUGGUCAACAGCCGGAUGAAGUUCGGGAGGCCGAUGCCUCGCGGCGUCAACAAUGCAGUCUACUUGAUCCUGGAAGACUUCGCUAACACAGCCUACCAAACUAUGAACCUGGCCAUUGACAAGUACUCACUGGAUGUUGAGUCAGGUGACCAGGCGAACCCGUGUAAGUUCCAGGCGUGUAAUGAGUUUGCCCAGUGUUCUGUGAACCGCUGGUCUAGCGAGGCGGAGUGUGUGUGUAAUGCUGGCUACUUCAGCGUUGAAGGUCUGCCCUGUCAGAGCAUCUGUGAACUGCAGACAGACUUCUGUAUGAACGACGGGAAGUGUGACAUCAUACCUGGACAGGGGGCCAUCUGCAGAUGUCGUGUAGGGGAGAACUGGUGGUACCGUGGAGAACACUGUGAGGAGUAUGUGUCAGAACCUCUGGUGGUCGGCAUAGCAAUAGCCUCUGUAGCAGGUUUCCUAUUGGUGGCAUCUGGUGUGAUCUUCUUCCUGGCGAGGACACUACGGGAUCAGUACGAUAAGGAUGAGACCGAGGACCCCAUACGGCGAGGGGAGAGUAUCCCGUCUCUAGAGAGGGCCACUAAAUACAACCCCAUGUAUGAGAGUGAGGCCACGACGGGCUACAGCCACUACUACCGCCGCUACCCAGAGGCUCCGGUCUACAGCAGUGCCAGCGCCGAGGCCUCCACAGACUUCAGCAGUGAGGAGAUACGCCACAUCUACGAGAACAGCGAACUGACCAAGGAGGAAAUCCAGGACCGGAUACGUAUCAUCGAACUCUAUGCGAAGGACCGGCAGUUUGCAGACUUUGUGCGGCAGCAUCAAACUGCCCUGGAUACACGCAGACAGAGCACCCUUGAUAAACGCAGAGAGAGCGCGUCCACGUAGAACUGUAUGGGACACUCAGCUGUAUGCUGGACAACAAGGUACCUUAUCCUUAACGUUGCUCUUUCCCCGCCCUGCUCGUCCUCCUUUGUUAGUGCCUUCUCUCGAUUGGGUGAGCUCUGCUGGAAUGGGUGUGGUGGCUGUGGGCAUAUCUGCUGCUCAUUGGAUGUCUUCCUUUGGGGGAAGACCGGCCUCCCUCCAUCUGGAAUCAUAUUCGUUACUUGAAAUGAUGACAAACAAAAUGCAAUGCUCUCUAGGAUACCCGUUCUUUAGGUAGCAGAUAAGACCUGAUAGAGUAUUACAUUUGCAUUUAAUGUCAUAUGUCACCCAGUUGUUGAUGGAAGAAUGUAGCACUGUGAAAGUGUAAAUAUUUAUCCCAUUGGAAUGUUGGAUAGGUACUGUAAGGUGUGAUUAUCACUGUUUCUGCUGAUGUGUUGUAUGGACUGUUAUGGUUAAAGACUGUAUGAACUAGAGACUUUUCUUAAAGGGAUGGUCUAUACCAGGGGUGCACAACUCAGGACCUCAGGCAGCUCAGGCCCUCUGGCAACUCAGGCCCUCUGGCAACUUCUGCAGGGACUAAAAGCAGCAGAUAUUGUUGCCCUCUGGACCAGAGCUGUGUGCCCUUGUUCUAUACCCAGCUGGAGGUUGUUGGAGAUUGAGCUCAGUUGACUGGCCAGUGUCUGUGCUGUUCUGGGUGCUAUGGGAUCUCUGUUGUCUGAGUUUCUGGCUAGUAGUAAGCCUAGGUAGUGUUCUCCUGAAGUUGGGAGAAGCUAGUUGGAUGCACUCUGUGGGCAGAUCUUAAAUCUCAGCCCUCUAUGGCUCUGGUGAAAAGUAGUGCACUAUAUUGGGAAUAGGGUGUACUUCGACAUUUUAAGAAAAGUGGACAAAUGGAGGGUGAAUCUUCAAUUUUUGUUCAGCUGCAAUACAUUUUCCCCUCUUCUUUCCCUCCUCUAUCCCUCACUCACUCUACAUCAGGAAGCAGUUGGAGUUUGUUUUCUAUAGGAAAAAAAGUAUUAAGAGAGAGAGGGGGAGGGAGGGAGAGGGGGAGAGAUUUUGUUGAAGGACCAAAAUAUAAGUGAAAACACAUUUAGAAUGGAAACAAUCUUCAAGGGGAAAAAAGCAAACCAAGGAUUUGAUCAGGCAGUCUGUUUCCAGAUAUGUGUUAGAAAACAUUCAAAAAAUUAUAUAAAAUGUACAUGCAUAAACAACAUGUGCUCUGUGGACAAGCAAACUCUUAGCAGCAGCUUUCAAAUCAAAUACAAAUGAACCAGAAACUUCCAAAUGGUCCAUUCUGUAACAACUAGUUUGGACAUCAUCCUUGCUUUACCCUGUAAGUAUUUCACGAGGAGGACUGGUUUACAGUGAAUCCUCAUAGUUACAUCUCUUCAUGCUAUAGGUUUACUUUUCCACAUUUGUCUUGACUGUGAAUAGUAAUAGGAAAUCAUAAGAAUACACAGAUCGAACUCAAAUGGCAAUAUAUUCCCUAUAGUGCACAACUUGCCUAAAGUAGUGCACUAUAUAGGGUAAAGGGUCCAUUUGAGAUGUGGCCACAGACAUGUAAGAUAUUUCCUGAUUUAGGUUUACAUUUCAUGUUGUCCUGUCCUUUUCUCUCAGGCCUCUGUAUGGCUCCACACAAGCGAGAACACGGGUUACUGUGGUUAAGCACAAGCUUACCUUCCACUUAUGAUAUAUUCAUGCCUUUUCAAUCUGUGUGUUCAUUUUUAAAUACAUGUUCUCGUGUGCAUAAAGUGGUUUUCUCCACAUUCUCUUCCUUCAUUGGGACUCAUAGCCAAUGGGAUGGAUCCAGAACGCUGUGAUGAUGUAAAUACUUUCUGAGUGUUAUGGUAUGUUCUUUACACUAGAGUGUCAACGGAAUGUGCUUGAAAUGUUGACAGGUUUUGUUGUACAAAAAAAAAAAAAAAAAUGUUUUUUUUACAUUAGCACUGGUGGAUAUUUAAACAAAUAUUACAUUACUACUUGCAGUUAUGUCAAUGUUUAUUCUUAAAAAAGAAAUAAUAAAA
Messenger RNA from Salvelinus fontinalis (brook trout), 4864 nucleotides. RefSeq names its product interphotoreceptor matrix proteoglycan 2-like. Lineage: Eukaryota; Metazoa; Chordata; Actinopteri; Salmoniformes; Salmonidae. Gene Ontology annotation, biological process: visual perception. The transcript has 14 exons. The coding region runs from base 147 to 2846 and encodes 899 amino acids. Gene Ontology annotation, molecular function: heparin binding; hyaluronic acid binding. The record is from RefSeq and is a predicted model, not a curated record.